Messenger RNA from Papaver somniferum (opium poppy), 1797 nucleotides. Its product is annotated as cactin-like. Gene Ontology annotation, molecular function: protein binding. NCBI's taxonomy places the organism in Eukaryota, Viridiplantae, Streptophyta, Magnoliopsida, Ranunculales, Papaveraceae. The record is from RefSeq and is a predicted model, not a curated record. The coding region runs from base 1 to 1797 and encodes 598 amino acids. Gene Ontology annotation, biological process: mRNA cis splicing, via spliceosome. The transcript has a single exon. Gene Ontology annotation, cellular component: cytoplasm; spliceosomal complex.
AUGGGGAGAGACGGUGAUAGAAAACGCAGAAACUAUUCAAGUAGUGAUGAUGAUCGAAGAAUACGAAAGAAAAGUUCUUCUAAGCGAAUCACAAAAGAAGAAAUCAAUGAGUAUUUAGCCAAAAAAGCUCAGAAAAAGUUAAUUAAAGUCGCGAAGAAACUGAAGACAGAAUCUGUUUCUGGUUAUGCUAACGAUUCGAAUCCAUUUAGUGAUUCUAAUCUAAAUGAGAAGUUUUUGUGGAAAAAGAAGAUACAAAAAUUGGUAUCUCAAGGUGAAUGUAUCGAUGAAAUUUCAGUUAAAUCUGAAAAGAGGAGAAUCAAACAAAGGAUGGCGGAGAUUGAGAAAGUAAAUAAGAGAAGGGAGGAAAGGGCUUUUGAAAAGGCACAACAUGAAGAAGAGAUGUCAAUGUUGGCUAGAGAACGUGAGAGAGCUGAGUCCCAGGACUGGGAGAAAAAGGAAGAAGAGUUUCAUUUUAAUCAAAGCAAGAUCAGAUCAGGAAUUCGAUUGCGCGAAGGCCGGAUUAAGCCUAUCGAUAUACUCUCCAAAUAUCUUGAUAAUUCAGAUGAUUUUGAGUUCGAGAUUGAUGAACCAUGCAUGGUGUUCCUGGGUUUGACGGUGAAGGAUAUCGAAGAGCUUCGCAUGGACAUAAAAAUGCAUCUAGAUUUGGACAGAGCAACACCUAGACAUGUAGAGUAUUGGGAUGCAUUACUGGUGGUUUGUGAUUGGGAACUAGCAGAAGCUCGAAAAAAGGAUGCUCUUGCUCGAGCUAGGGUACGUGGAAACCAACCACCUCCUGAGUUGCUUGCUGAAGAAAGGGGCAUACACUCAAGCAUCGAAGAAGAUGUGAAAAAACUCUUGCACGGUAAAACUUACAAAGAAUUACAAGUGUUACAGAUGCAGAUUGAGUCACAGAUGCGUUCUGGCACUGCCAAGGUAGUUGAGUACUGGGAGGCUGUUGUGAAACGACUUCAUAUAUUCAAGGCCAAGGCUUGUCUAAAAGAAAUUCACACCAAUCUGUUGCGGAGUUUGCAAAACCCCAUUAAGAGUGAAAAUAUUUUGGAAGAUGUGCAUGAUGAUCCAAAGCCGCAAGCUGAGGAGGAUAUCAUGCAUGAUGUGGAAGAUGCUGGGUCAUAUUCUCCGGACAAAGAGGCUGGAUCAUUUUCUCCAGAACUUGUGCAUGAUGAUGAAAACGAAGAAGCAAUUGACCCCGAAGAGGAUAGAAUUGAACUGGAACGUAAACGUCAGGCUGUCGGAAAAGAACAUAAAAGACGACGUCUAGAAGCAAUGGCAUCAAAACCAGCACCAGUGGACGAUAACUGGGAAUUGAAGGCCAAUAAAGUAAUGGGAGAUGUUGUGGAUGGAGAUGCAGUAUUUGGGUCGGGAGCUGAAGUAAACCUAGAUUCCCAGGUUUAUUGGUGGCAUGACAAAUACCGUCCCAGAAAACCAAAAUAUUUCAACCGUGUACAUACUGGAUAUGAGUGGAACAAGUACAACCAAACCCACUAUGAUCAUGACAACCCGCCUCCCAAGACUGUGCAAGGUUACAAGUUUAACAUAUUUUACCCAGACCUUGUAGACAAAACAAAAGCACCUGCUUACACCAUAGAAGAGGUGGAAGGCAGCAAUGGUGAGACAUGUCUUAUAUGGUUCCAUGCAGAACCCCCGUACGAGGACAUUGCAUUCAAGAUUGUUAAUAAAGAGUGGGAGUACUCACACAAGAAAGGUUUCAAGUGUACCUUUGAGAGAGGAAUUUUACAUGUCUACUUCAACUUCAUACGUUAUAGAUACCGCAGAUAA